AUGUCCCUGGAGCCUACAUUGGGUAAUACAACGUGCAGCAAAGGUCACGUCCACCCGCCGUGGAACACGACAGGUGUCUUGCGAAUCGCAAAGUGCGAAUCGGUGUGCGGGUUCUGCCAGAAGGAAACAAAAACCGCAGCAAAUCUCAGAAAGAAGCAUGUCGCAAUACAUAUAAAGAAUGAGGGCUUAAGCCUUACAAUCGCGGAAGGUUCAAGUGGAAGAGGUCGUCUAGAAAUGCCCUCGGCACAGUUAGAACGUGGACUCUCUUCUUCAUCUCGGUUUUCGCAAGAUCGAGACGAUGAUCACAGCGAUGCUCUCUCAUAUAGACGUCCUAUAGGCCCGUCUAAUGAUUCAUUCUCAGCAUCAUCCGUUCUCAUGUCCAUGUCGCAACGCUCAUCAUACCCCGCGUACUCAGCCAAUUCUUCUUCAUACCCAUCAUACACAUACUCUUCGCCCAGUACUCCCAGUCCAGUGACAGCCUUCACACAUUCCAUGUCUCAUUCGCCACAUCAGCAUUCCCUGGCUCCGUAUGCGCCGCCACAGAACCAUGGAGAUCCUUUCAAAGCCCUCCGCGAACACAACAUUUCUACGAAGUCCGCUUGGACAGUGAUUCCGGCUGCUGAAGGUUUCCGCAUCUUGGACUUGUGCAAGUCAAUGAGUGUGGCACGAGAAGGAACCAGGGGAGAAGAAAGAAUUCCAUGCUACAAUCGAGAAACUAUUUUUGACGAGGAAUGGCAAGCACAUAUGAAGGAUGUGCAUGGGGUGUUUCUGCUGUGGCCGGAGACGUGGAUGAGAAGGAUUGAAGUAUUGGACUUGGAUGCAUUUGGUGGCGAUAUCGGUGCAUGUAAUGAAGUUAUCAUGGAUAGCUGA
Mollisia scopiformis is the source of this 870-nucleotide messenger RNA. RefSeq lists its product as uncharacterized. NCBI's taxonomy places the organism in Eukaryota, Fungi, Ascomycota, Leotiomycetes, Helotiales, Mollisiaceae. The coding region runs from base 1 to 870 and encodes 289 amino acids. The transcript is spliced from 3 exons. The record is from RefSeq and is a predicted model, not a curated record.